AUGCCAACCAGCCCGAGAGGAUCUGAUGGCCUCGAUUGGCCUGUGUUUAAGGUCAAAGGGCAAACUGGCUGUUGUGCGCAAACACACAAAUCUGUCGUGUCGCCUCGAGGAGGCGUUUACUGCCGACCGGUUGGCAUGACUCCGUUUCACCUCGACCACCGCUCCAUGGUCCGCUUUCCGGCCUUGUCUGGCCCGACGCCAAAGUCGGAAUGCCCUGCGCCAGCUGGUGUGUCAAGGAAAAUUGGGUUUUAA
This is a messenger RNA of Protopolystoma xenopodis, 252 nucleotides long. The record is from the annotation of a GenBank genome assembly. NCBI's taxonomy places the organism in Eukaryota, Metazoa, Platyhelminthes, Monogenea, Polystomatidea, Polystomatidae.